This is a messenger RNA of Talaromyces amestolkiae, 2880 nucleotides long. RefSeq lists its product as uncharacterized. Bases 1 to 2880 code for a protein of 959 amino acids. Lineage: Eukaryota; Fungi; Ascomycota; Eurotiomycetes; Eurotiales; Trichocomaceae. The transcript has 13 exons. The record is from RefSeq and is a predicted model, not a curated record.
AUGUCGGAAAUGCCCAAAACAUGGCUCAUCGUCGGCGCUUCUCGCGGCAUUGGUCUCGAGUUUGUCCGCCAGAUUGUCGCUCUUGGUCACCAUGUCAUUGCGACAGUACGCAAUCCAAACUCAGAUAUUGAUACGCUGGUACAAAGUGCGCCAGGAAAAGUACGGGUUUUGACGUGUGAUGUUUCUCGUGAGGAGAGUAUCAAUAGCUUUAUUGAGCAGUUCGUUCAGACCGAAGAACGAAAGAUAGAUUAUGCGGUCAUCAAUGCUGGUGUAUUGAAAUAUCCGAAUCGAACCCUUGAGAUGACAUUUAGUCACUUUGCAACCCACCUCCACACGAACACCAUUGGUCCCAUAAUCGUAGCGCAGAAACUGCUACAACUCAGCAAUGUUGCCAUUAGCACCGUGGCUUUUAUGUCGAGCGACUCGGGCUCGACGACGCGAUUUCUUGCUUUUGAGGAUGGAUUUGCUGCAUAUUCCGCAUCGAAAGCGGGCCUAAAUCAAGCUCUGCGGCACAUGGCCGAGGAAUUAAAACGCAAAAAAAGCAAAACAGUUAUAAUAGCAUUGCAUCCGGGAGAGGUGUUGACGGACAUGAGCAAAAUCGAUAUUGCCUGGGAGAUCGACGGCGGACAAAUAACGGCUGAAGAGUCGGUGGUUGCCAUGAUCGAUGUGAUACAGAGCAAAAGUAUUGAACAUACCGGGACAUUUUGGACGUGGAAGAAUGAGUCCCACGCAGACUUCUCGGCAUUUCGCCUCUGUUAUCGCAGAUCGUCCAUUAGCAUUGGGUUUCUUGCUCGUCUGAAGUCCGUGAAGUUCAGAUCAGACUGGCUACUCCGGAUGGACGCCAAGACGGGCUCGGUCGCAUCCGACGACAGUCUGCGUGCUGCCCACCCAAAACAACAUUCAUACGAACAAGUCUUUUCGACCUUUCCCACGUCUCAGCAGCCUCGAUUCGUUCAGUCGAUAUCACCGACUCAAGAUGAACCCCCCGCAAACAAAGAUAACGCCGAUGAUAAGGAUAAAAUGUCGCAACCACAACAGGCAAAAGCCGGUAAAUCGCCUCUGUUCUGGGUCAAUUCAGAUCCCCAGACGGUGCAGAAGGGCUCCAGGGAGGAAACACUUAAGCGCAUUCGAUCGCAUGUGAUGUCCGAGCACAACCGCAAGAAACGAUUAGAGAAUACACGACGGUACAAUAAGAGCAAGACAUGGAAGAACCUCGCAUAUCGACCGGAACCGAUUGCGACGUCUAAACUCUCUCGUGCGCUUGAGUCCUCGAUGUCGUCGCCGUCCUCGUCGUCAGCCUCCGAUAGAUCUAGUUCCAAGAGCUCCUCGUCUCCGGAAAUUCGAGAAACCUCGCCACCGGACAGUCUGAAGACGUCAAGAAGUACCGGAUCAUUGGCAUCAGAGACGUCUAUAGCAUUUUCGACUGGCCAAGACUCGACGCUGGACUAUACGCAAGAUUCGCCGCAAGAUCAACAAUUAUCUAUCAUCAGUACGGACGAUCUACUAGAUCCGUUUCAAGCGACACAAAUACGGCUGUCCGAGGCGCAAUAUCAACACUUCAAAUAUUUCCUGUACGACCUGGUCCCGCAAGCAGCACCAUUUAUAAAACACGGCGUCGCAAAGUUGCGCAGACACUGGGUCUCUCUUGCACAGUCAAGUCCAUCUGUGUUAUAUUCUUGUAUCACCUCGGCAGUUACGAAUAAGUCAUUGAUGACUGGGGAUUUCUUCGCAGAUCCGGCCACGCAGCGGAGUAGUUCUUUGAUCCUCGACCGACUGCGGAAUCGGGGGGAGACGAUCAGCUUGAUCAAUCGAGAUCUAUCGUCUGUGUCGUCGGCAACGAGUGAUGCGUGCAUUUCCGCUGUUUCCAUGCUGAUAUCUGUGGAGGUUACGGGGAGCAAUCCACAAGAUAUAGCGCCUCAUCUCAAUGGGCUACGAAAGAUGGUCGCUUUGCGCAGAAAUUUUGCAGACAUAAAUCCAUCGGUACGAUCGCAAGUCGAAUGGAACGAUAUUCGAUCCGCAUGCAAGACCAUGACCAAACCCAUCUUCCCAUUCAUCCGCUACACCAUGCCAUCCCACACUCCACGAGAAGUCAGCGUCGAAAACGCAGGCAACCUGGCCUCUACAUUGCGCCUCCUCGCCCGUAUACCGGGUGUAUUCGGCGUCGAAAUGUCCCGCACAAUCGACGACUUGACGUCUCUAACUCUAUACGCCGAAAUCUUCAAACUCCAACCUGAACUCGCCGCAAGACUAUUCGACGAAGAAAUAGAAGAAUACUUCAACAACGAAGUCCUCUACACAGAAUACUGCCUCGUCAACGACCGCUGGAUCACAACACCCCUUAAUAAUACCGACAACAACACCACCUCACCAGACAGACUCCGCGGCGACGACACAAUCGAAGGCGCCGUCCGCCUCGCCAGCCUCUUAUUCCACAACACAACAAUAUGGCCCUUCUAUCCCGCCAUCGCCCCUUUAUUUCCCGUACCAAUAUUCUGCCUCGAGACAGCGCUCCGCAACGGCAUCGCAGCGGGGACAUACACCUACCUCCCGGACCUUUUGAUCUGGCUCCUCUUCAUCGGCGCAAGUGCCGGCAAAUAUCUCCCCACGACGCGGGGCUGGUUCAUGUCCGAACUCUCCAAAGCCGUGGACGCAUACAACAACACCUCCUCCUCUUCCACCACGACGGCGACGAAAAAUAACGACUUUUAUAUAGAUAAUAACAACGAAUACGAAAUCGGCCCGUCGCAACCGCUGCUGGGCUCAGUCAACGAUUUUCGGGAUGUAUUGAGCGGGUAUUUCUAUGUUGAUCGAUGCUACGCGGCCGAUGUGUCGGAGAUAUGGAAUGCCUUAAUGGUUGAUAGAUCAGUAAGUCGACAUUGA